CUCACCUUUGCUUUCGGAUGUCAAAGUCAUUGUGUUACUCUUAAAGAGCCUGAUACACCAAAGCCAAUUUCAAACCGAGCACCAGAACAGCCAUCCAUGUCCACCCAAAGAGCCCUCUGGUUCGUCGCCAGCAAAGCCAGCAAAAAGCCUUCACCACAAGGCACCCAAGGCGGCACCAUCUACAUCCACUGCCACGUCAAGCCAGGCGCGAGCAAAAACCGCGAAGGCGUAACCUCCAUAACCGACGAAGCAGUCGAGAUAUGUGUUGCCGCGCAGGCGAAAGAGGGAGAGGCAAAUAAGGCUGUUGUCAAGGUUCUGAGUGAGGCUCUCAAUCUCCCCAAGUCCAACCUCGAGAUCACUCAGGGUCUCAAGUCCAGGGCCAAGACCAUUGCUGUUGCUGCCCCUGGGUCAUGGGUUGGUGGUAGUGGCGGCGAGGCGGAGUGUCUUGAGAGGGUGAAGACGCAUUUGAACAAGGCGACCGAGGCGUGAUGUUGUGGUCAGAUGAUGCCCUCGAGACAGCUAGUGCCAUUUGGAUGAUCGUACCAUCGGCGACAUGGUUCUGUAUGUUCCUGCUCAAUUUCGUGGAGCAAGGGUAUACCAUCUCCAAGGACCAAAAGUCGUCCGGUUGACCCCUAUCGAUACGAAACCAGUUGCGCGCAUCUCUAUCCUUUCUUCGCCAUGGGUAUCGAUAUCAUAUCCUCAUUACUCAUAACAUGCGUCAAUCUCUGGAUCGCAACAUCGUCGUCUUCACCUCAAGCCUUUCCCUCCAACUCGCCCGUUCGAUGUACUCCUAGUAAUAGCACCGCGGCUUGUCGUUCGAGAACUGGGCGUAACACCACGACCAACACCUCUUCCACUCGUGCCUCUUGUCGUUCCGGACGGUGCGGGCACCCUCGACUGUCUUGGGGCAGGUGUCUUGGGCGCCACCAAUGGUUUUCGCGGUGUAGGGCCGGAGAUGUUGGAAGUGGGGUUAUCGACGAAGGAGGUAUCGGUGGUCCUGCACGCAAGAGAAACAGAUGUCAGCAAGAAUGGCCUUGUGGAAAAGGAAGAUAAGUACGGUAUGCAGGAAAACAAACAUAAACGUAGUCUCCCC
Messenger RNA from Neurospora crassa OR74A, 1093 nucleotides. RefSeq lists its product as hypothetical. NCBI's taxonomy places the organism in Eukaryota, Fungi, Ascomycota, Sordariomycetes, Sordariales, Sordariaceae. Gene Ontology annotation, cellular component: cytoplasm. The transcript is spliced from 2 exons. The record is from RefSeq and is a predicted model, not a curated record. Bases 97 to 489 code for a protein of 130 amino acids.